AUGGAUAACCCCAGCUCAGAUGGGAUGGAACCCAUUGCAGUUGUAGGCCUUGCCUGCCGCUUCCCAGGCACAGCCACCUCUCCUUCGAGACUGUGGCAGAUGCUCUACCGCGGAGAGAGCGCUUGGUCUGAGAUCCCGAAGAACCGCUUGAAUGUUUCAAGCUACUUCCACCCCAGUGGUAACCGACAGGGCAGCAUUCCAUUUAAGGCUGGCCACUUCCUGGAAGGAGAUGUGGGAGCAUUCGACAGCUCUUUUUUCUCUAUUCCAGCCGAUGAGGCCAAAGCGAUUGAUCCACAGCAACGGAUGCUUCUUGAGGUCGCCGUGGAGGCUUUAGACAGCGCCGGAAUUGAUCGUGCUGCCAUCAGAAAAAGUGACACGGGAGUUUGGGUUGGCUCCUUCGUGAAGGACUAUGAGCAGAUUGUUUUGCGCGACCCAGACAAUUCGCCAAAAUAUGGUGCGACGGGUAAUGGAAUCGCCAUUAUGUCAAACCGUAUUUCGUUCUUCUUAGACAUCAACGGCCCAAGCAUGACCAUCGACACGGGAUGUAGUGCUAGCUUGGUUUGCGUCCACAACGCUUGCCAAGCACUCCGCGACCGCGAGAUCGAUAUGGGGCUUGCUGGUGGCGCGGGAAUGAUCCUGACGCCUAAUACCAUGAUGCCGAUGACUGCUCUGAAUUUCCUGAGCCCGGAUGGUAAGUGCUAUACGUUUGAUGCACGCGCCAAUGGCUAUGGUCGUGGCGAGGGCAUCGGCAUCAUCGUUCUCAAGCGUCUUGACGAUGCCAUUCGAGACAACGACAGCAUCCGUGCGGUGAUUCGAGGAUCGAGUGUUAAUCAAGACGGACGAACACCUGGAAUUACUUUGCCAAGCGCGGAAGCCCAGCUCCGCAAUAUCAAGACUGUCUACAAAAGGGCCGGCCUUUCAGUUUCUGAUACAGCUUAUGUCGAGUGCCACGGCACCGGCACACAGGCUGGAGAUUGGAGAGAACUAAAAGCUAUCUCGUCCGCCUUUUGCGAACAACGUUCUCCCGGCGACCCUGUCUAUGUCGGCUCGGUCAAGACAAACAUCGGCCAUCUUGAGGGUUGCGCUGGAGUUGCCGGGCUGAUCAAGGGAAUUCUGACCAUUAAGAAUGGUCUGAUCCCGAAGCACCUCAACUUCCAGGAGCCUGGAAAUCCAGCCAUUGACUUUGAGGCGUGGAAGGUUAAGGUUUCUCUUGGAAAUACCCCCUGGCCAACCCAAGGGCUUCGACGAGCCAGCGUGAACUGUUUUGGCUUUGGUGGAACAAAUGCACAUGUCAUCCUUGAUGAUGCUGCUCAUUACCUGGCCCAGAGACGAAUAUCUGCACACCACAACACCAUUGUUCUGAAUGAAGGCCCGGAAACACCGGCCUUGCGACCGAAUGUCACCAAUAAGAAUCCACUCGAGGCUGAGGCGCACGAAUUGGUUAAGUCGGUACAUGAAAUUCAUGUUCCGGCCCGUGAUUCUAAGACCCAUCUUUUCGUAUUCUCCGCCCACGAACAGAAAGUACUAUCUCAGAUGGUCAAAGACUAUGCGGCCCACGUCGAAGAGUAUGCUGAUCACACUUCUGAUAAUUUGAUGGAAGACCUCGCGUAUACUCUUGGCUGUCGUCGGACAAAUAUGCAUUGGAGGGCCUCUGUUGUAGCCCGAUCCCCAGAGGAGCUUGUCUCAGAGCUGGGUAAGCUACAAAAGGGGGAUUUCACCAGAGCAUCCGAGGACAGACCAAUUAAGAUUGCCUUUGUCUUUGGUGGCCAAGGCAGUCAGUGGUUUGCCAUGGGAAGAGGGCUAUUGGGGUUUGAGAUCUUCCUGAAGUCGAUCAUGGAUGCUACACUAUACCUGCAAACCCAUGUAGAUUGUCCUUUCAGUCUCCUGACUGAAUUGCUUAAGGAUGAAGCCUCGUCCAGGAUCAACGAGCCAGAAAUAUCCCAACCUGCGACCACGGUGAUACAGGUGGCCCUUGUCGACCUGUUGUCAACCUACUUCGGCAUCUGCCCAAGCUCCGUGUGUGGGCAUUCUUCCGGUGAGAUUGCUGCAGCCUAUGCACUAGGCGCGUUUUCGCGAGAAGAGGCCUGGGAGCUAGCCUUUCACCGAGGUCGCUGUGCGGGGGCCUUACAGCAAUUGAAAGACGAAAGGGCCCCGGAAGGCAGUAUGCUCGCUGUUGGCUUGUCAGUCCUCGAGGUACGGAAAUAUAUCGACCGAGUUGGUAGUGAUGAGGUGGCGGUGGCAUGCAUCAACAGCCCUUUGUCGGUAACCUUGUCUGGUGAUCGUGGCGCGAUUGUGAAGCUUCAAGCAGAUUUCCAAAAAGCGGGUAUCUUUAACCGACUGCUGGUGGUGAAUGUCGCUUACCACUCACAUCACAUGCAGCGCUGCCGGGACUCAUAUCUCCAAUCGAUUAAACACAUCAUGCCCAAAAAUCCAACUCGCAAAAUGAUUCAACAUCCGCACAGCCAAGGAAAGCUUGUAACAUCUAGCGAUAUAUGUCUAGGAGCUGGAACUGCGGAUCUGCAGCUUGACGGUGAGGUUCCUAUCAUGUACUCGUCCGUAACCGGGCACGCCAUUGAUUGGAGGAUGCUCUGCCCGGAGUAUUGGGCCAGGAACAUGAUAUCUCCUGUUAGCUUUGCUUCUGCCAUGCAUCAGAUGGUGAAUUGCCAAGAUGCCGAGGGACCUCGCAUCAUUCUUGAGAUAAGUCCGCACGCUACUCUUCAGGGCCCGAUCAGACAGAUUCUUGACGCGGAGAAGCUCAAAAAGCGACCGAUAUAUGCUUCUGUCCUACGUCGAGGCAAAGAUGCAGUUGCAACUACACUUCAGGCCGUUGGAACACUCUGGGAUCAGGGGUACAACGUUGUUAUGCCUUGGGUAAUCAUGAGAAACACGCAGACAGAAAGACCCAAGCUGCUGGUUGAUUUGCCAAAGUAUCCUUGGAACCACGACAAUGUGUACUGGCAUGAGUCACAUUUGUCACUCGCCAAUCGAUUUCAAGUUCAUGGAAGAUACGAUCUCAUUGGUCGUCCCACGGCUGAUUCAAUCCCUUUUCAACCUCGAUGGCGCGGGUUCUUCCGUAUCUCAGAGAACCCCUGGAUUCAGGACCAUCAGGUCCAGAGGACGGUGCUUUACCCUGCCUCCGGCAUGAUCACCAUGGUCCUCGAAGCUGCCAAGCAAAUUGCAGCUGAGAAUGCUUUGGGCUACGAAAUUGCGCGUUUUAAUAUUCAAAAGGCCAUGAUCAUUCCACCCACGGAGCAUGGAUUAGAGUAUGCUUUAAACAUGAGUAAGAAGAGUGAUCAACUGACUGUGGCAUCUGCGGAUAAAUCAACCACAUUUGAGUUUUCCAUUUACUCCAAGCAACUUGGCGGGCCGUGGGAGGAGCACGGUAGCGGAAACCUCGUGAUCCAUUAUCACCAGCCCUCCGAAGGAUCCAGGGCUGAGCACCAGCUUGCCCGGGAGCGACUCCUCCAAGCGGAGCGGGACCACUACGCAUACCUCGAUGUGAAGGACGAUUGCGACGAAGUGGUAAUUCCACGACAACUAUAUGAGACCCUGGAUGUGAUCGGCAUGAAUUAUGGUCCAUUAUUCCAGAACAUUACAUCACUUAAUAAACGAGACAACGCUUGUGCCAGCGUUAUUCGUAUCCCGGAUACGGCAUCCGUCAUGCCAGCUAACUUUGAGUAUCCACAUAUCAUUCAUCCGGCAACCCUCGAUUCUAUCUUUCAGACGGCCUUCGCCCUUGGAAGCGAGCCGAUGGUACCGUCCUUCCUUGGGAGCCUUUAUGUGCCGACUGGAUCUGAUAAACUUUCGAAAAUUGGUGGACAAUUAACUGCCUAUACCCGAGCCAAGCGUCGUGGGCGACGUGGUGCAGCUGCGUCCUUUGUUGUUUCUGAUGACUCCUGGCUGGGCUCUUUCGAUCCUACUAACAUACCACUCAUGACAAUCAAGGAUUUAGAAUUUACUACCUUGACUGUAGGUAAGGAUAGUGCCGACAACGGGUUUCUCCCUAACCAUCGUGGCCUCUGCUCCGAGAUUGUGUGGGAAGAGUCGGACAUCUCGUUAGGUUCUGCCGAGGCAGAUGGGGCACCAAAGGAGGGCGAGGUCCGUACUAAGCUGAAGGAAAAUGUUCUUGUUCUAGUUCCCACAGACAUCAGCUCUGGCACUGAUGAAAUAUGCGCGGAGCUUGCGAAGAGCUUGAACUGUCAAUUCCGAACACUCGACAGCAUUAGCAAUAACGACGUGCUACCAGAGCUAUGCGUUUCCGUUUUGGAGGCUGAUGGGAAAGCCUUUAUUUGGAGCUGGUCAGAACAGGAGUUUCUCGCUUUCCGCAACAUUGUGACAGCUGUCAAAGGGAUGAUCUGGAUCACUCGCGCUUCGCAGUUGGAGGCCGAGAACCCCCAAGCUUGUCUGGCCCAGGCUUUAGGCAGGACUAUACAUUCGGAGUAUCCGAAGAAGAAGGUGAUCUCGUUCGACGUGGACCGGGACACCGACUUCUCUCGGACAUCAGUGAUACCAUUUGCUCAGACUAUCAUCCACUUGCUUGAGCAGUCCUUCUCUGGAUCGAAAUCAAUAAAAGUGACUGACACGGAAUAUGCCGAGCGGAAGGGACAGAUCAUGGUCCCGAGGCUUGCUCCUGUGAAUCCGUUAAAUUCCAUGAUUGAACGUGGCUCCGCGCCCGUUGAGCCACAGCUGCAGCUCAUGCCCGCCCCUUACGAGAGGCCACUCAAGCUUGAGAUGGUAGAUCUUGGCGACACUGAAAAUUUGUACUGGAACGAUGACGUGGAGGCUACACUCCCAGUAUGCCCGGACGACGUCAAAGUCAGAGUCUUAGCAAAUACACUUAGCGACCUAGAUUUCGAGAUUCUGAAGGGAACUGUGCAGAGGGAAUCUUUAGGAACUGACGUCUAUGGGAUAAUCGAAGAGGUCGGCAAGAACGUCAUGGACUUUGACGCGGGCGACCAUGUUGUAGGAGUUGCCCGUGGCUCCCUGAGAGAUUAUGUCGUGUGUGAUCAUCGUCUCUUAUACAAGGUCUCCAAUGGGUCCCAAAUUAGACGGCCCUACUUACCAACCGGAUUUUCUAUUGCCAAAUAUGCGCUCGGAAAACUGAAGACUGACGACACUAUUUUGAUCCACGCCGGAGCGAGUUUAUUCGGACAAGCUGCGAUUCAGCUCGCCAAACAUGUGGGGGCCACGAUCUUUGUCACGGCGAGCACCAAUAGUCAACGCGGUAUCCUUCAUCACUUUUGGAAGAUCCCGCAAGAUCACGUACUAGACGAGGGUUCGGAUGCCUUGACGAGCACGGUACUGCGCUUGACCGGCAAUAAGGGUGUAGAUGUAAUCUACGACACGGCUGCGCGAAGCCGAGAUUGGAAUAUCAAAUGUGUCACAGAAGGAGGCCAAAUCAUCGGAUUUGCCAACAAGCCCGAUGAAAGAUACAGUGAAGCACGAAGGGCCGAAGCUGUAUGCAAAACCUUCAGCUACACAAUCAUUGACAUCCCGAGUGUUGUCAAACACCAGCCACAGCGACUUGGGGAAGCGCUGGCAUUCGUAUGUCCGAAACUGCUAUCUGGCGAGUUCCAAGUCUGGGGCCCAGAUCUAUCUUGUGCAUAUGAUUACUCAGACCUGGAAGCUGCCUUCGCGGCCUUGGAGGUAGACAAGGCCGGCACGUUUGUAAGCUGCGAGCGACCUACCUCGAGGCCUGUUGCAAUUCUACCCAAACCUCGUCGCUCUACGAAAGAUCACAUACACGGAGAUGCCACCUACGUCUUAUCAGGUGGGCUUGGUGGUCUUGGCCUGGAGAUAGCCAAAUUGCUAGCAGCUAAUGGGCUCAAGAACGUUGUUUUUCUUUCCCGAUCCGGCGCGCCCAACGAGUUGGCCAAAUCUUGUGUUAAACUUCUAUGCAACAGAGGAGUCAACGUACAGGUCCAGAAAGUGGAUAUAUGUGACAGUGAUGCUCUCGCGAAGGCGGCACACGAGAUCCAGUUAUCUAUGCCGCCGGUGAAAGGUGUGAUCCAAUGCGCAGCGGUUCUCCGCGACUCCGUCUUUGAAAAUAUGACGUAUGAGGACUGGCAAGCGGCAACGAGGCCCAAGACCGUGGGUUCGUGGAACCUACACCAAACCUUUGGUAACGAUCUAGACUUCUUCAUCCUCUUAUCCAGCUCAGCCGGAGUUAUCGGAAAUCGCGGGCAAGCCAAUUACGCAGCAGGAAACGCGUUCCAGGAUUCGCUCGCUAGACAUAUUAACACCAAGAGCAAUGGUGCAACGCAUGCAGUGUCGAUCGACUUGGGGCCGGUCCUCGGAGCAGGCAUGCUUGCAGAGGAUCCCCGAACACUGGACAUUCUUAAGGCUAGCGGGUUCUUCGGUAUUCGACUUGAAGACUUUAAGCGGCUAAUCGAGUGCGCCGUCACGGGCUACAUGGAAGAUGGGCAGCAGAUGCCUGCCCAAGUAAUCACGGGAGUUGGAACGGGCGGGCUCAUGAAGCAAAACAAGCCAGCCGACCCAUACUGGACACGCACGGCCUUGUUCACGAACCUCAAUGAAGUGGACUUGCCGGCAAGCUCAGAAACGGACUCCGGCGAGGGUACUAAUUCACAAGAGACGAUGCGCGAGCUACUGGCGCGGGCUGUAGACGAGGAAGAGACUCGAUCCAUCGUCAGCCAGGGACUCAGGGUGAUGCUCUCCAAGAGCAUGAACAUGCAGUCGACAGACGUUGACGAGUCAAAGCCGGCCAAUGCCUAUGGCGUAGACUCUUUAGUAGCAGUCGGAGUUCGCAGCUGGGUCUCUAGAGAGUGCGAAGUGGAUGUGAGCAUCUUCGAGGUGCUUAGUGAAACUAGCAUUGUCCGCUCCGGCCUUGUUUGCUUCCCUACCCUCCCUUUCUCCGUUCUUACAAACUUGGUCAUCUCGUUUGCUUCGACUAACUUUCUCUCCUCCUCCUCCUCCUCCCCCUCCUGUGUUAUGGGGUUUCUUUCUACUCUAUUGACCGCGUCAUUUGCGGCUGGCGCAACCGCUCAAAGAGUUAUACCCGUCAACUUCAGCAGGCCAACAGCAAGACUGCCUACUCUUCACUCACGUGCCGGGACCUACUCACAAGAGCUCAACAAUAAUCUAACCGGUGGUGGAUACUAUGCCCAAGUUGCGGUGGGAACACCACCACAGACGGUGGAUCUUAUUGUCGAUACUGGAAGCAGCGACGUCUGGCUAUUAGAUAGUGACGCGAAUCUCUGCCGGUCUCGAUCCAUGCAGUCCUACUACGGAUACUGCUUGUCUACCUACGAUCCCUCUAAGAGCUCGACUUAUUCUAUCGUCUCGCAAGAUGACUUCAGCAUUCGCUAUGUCGAUGGUUCAGGGGCCGAGGGCAAUUACAUUCGGGACGAUUUCAGUAUCGGAGGAGCUGACAUUGAUGCCUUGCAGAUGGGAUUGGCCGAGAAUUCCACCGUCAACUCUGGCCUCUUAGGUAUUGGCUUCGCGGCCAAUGUUGCCUCUGAAACUCCUUAUCCCAACAUCAUGAGCCUAUUUCAGGACCAGGAUUUAAUUGCUAUACAAGCUUACAGCCUAUAUCUUGAUGACUUGUUUGCCGAGACGGGGACAAUCCUAUUUGGUGGUUUAGACACGCAGAAAUUCAUCGGCGAGCUUCAAACCGUCGCCAUCCAACCGGAUAGAUACGGCAACUAUUCGUCCUUCACUGUCGCGCUCUCCUCCUUCUCUACGACCGCCAACAACGGCACCUCUACUAACUACACCCGAACCGCUAUCCCCGUCAUCCUCGAUUCGGGCACUACCCUGACCUAUUUUCCCGCCAGCAUAGCAAACCGCAUCUUUGACGCCUUCGGCGCUGUAGACGACACAUCUGGAACUGGCCUUGUUUUCGUUGAUUGCAACUAUCUGGAUAGUAAUAAUUUUACUUUCAACUUUCAAUUCGGCGGAAACGAUGGCCCUGUCAUCCGGGUUCCUAUUGACGAAAUGGUGUUGGACAACAUAGGGGGAUAUGUUGAGCUUGGCCUGGAUUUGCCUUCUUUGCCCUUCGAUAAUGCUUGCAGUUUCGGCAUACAGCCAAGCUCAGACUAUUACCUACUGGGUGAUACGUUUCUGCGUUCCGCCUACAUUGUUUACGACCUCACUAAUAAGCAGAUUGGGCUAGCCCAGGCCAAUGUAAACAGCACCGAGAGCAACAUCAUCGAAAUCACCGAGGAGUCCGGCAUACCGAAAGCUAGUGGCGUCGCUUCGCAGGUCGUUGCAGACCAGACUUCGACGGGGCUACCUAGUACCAGCAAUGCUGGCAGUGGGACCUCAACGGGAUCCGUUACGUCUUCGGCUACACCGACCGGGCAAAAUGGCGAGAAUGGUGGAUCGAGGGCUGUGCCCUCCCCCCUUUGGGGAGCUCUAAUCACGUCUACUUUAGCAAGCCUUUGUGGUUUGAUAAUGGGUGGUGGGCUGGUAUUAUUAUAG
Messenger RNA from Hypoxylon fragiforme, 8442 nucleotides. RefSeq names its product ketoacyl-synt-domain-containing protein. Gene Ontology annotation, biological process: fatty acid biosynthetic process; secondary metabolite biosynthetic process; proteolysis. The transcript is spliced from 12 exons. NCBI's taxonomy places the organism in Eukaryota, Fungi, Ascomycota, Sordariomycetes, Xylariales, Hypoxylaceae. The record is from RefSeq and is a predicted model, not a curated record. Gene Ontology annotation, molecular function: aspartic-type endopeptidase activity; 3-oxoacyl-[acyl-carrier-protein] synthase activity; oxidoreductase activity. Bases 1 to 8442 code for a protein of 2813 amino acids.